AUGCACGCAGUGACAUGGUCACUUAUUCGCAUGCAUGCAAGGGGGGUCUGGGCAGCAGAUCUGGUGGAGGAUGUGCGCGACCCACUCCAAACGCUUGGGAUCCAGACACUGCGCAACGGCAUCACUGCUGCGAGCUUUCUGGCGACAGCGUGCAGCUUGAUUGCGGUCCAAGGCAUUCUGCCAACAUUGCUGGAUCAGCAGAGAGUCGACAGACUAGACAGGAUCGCGGCAGCGGACCCCAUCACAAAGGGCCCGGGGUUCUUUGACGCCACGACAAAGCUGGCGAUUGGCGAAGUGGUCAUCCUGUUCUCUUUCCUGGCCUUCGCGCAGAGCAUACGCAUGAUGAACCACCUGGGCUUCUAUACAAAAGUGGUGCCCAGCAAACGCAACAAGAACAAACACUUCCAUGAAGAGGAGGCGAUCGCCAUGAGCUACAGGGCGGCCACCACAUUCACCCUUGGGUUUAGAUCAUUCUAUGCUUUCAUCCCCCUGCUGAUGUGGCUUUUUGGGCCAACAGCAUUGCUCUGUUCGACGGUCUUGGAGGUGGUGGCGCUGUGGUUCACAGAUACCUUGAAAAGGAAGAAGGUCAGGGAAUACGAUGUGGAGGCUGGAGGCAGCGUUGCUGGGAAAGGGGCUGCUCAGAAUGGGAAUGCUGUUGUGGAAAUGGGGGCGGCCCAAGGCUCUGCAUCCAGGCGAAAUAAUCACACAAGCGGAGCCGCGGACAAAGGGAGUGCUGCUGUUGCUGUUGGGGGAGAUUAA
Molecule: messenger RNA, 759 nt
Organism: Coccomyxa subellipsoidea C-169
Lineage: Eukaryota; Viridiplantae; Chlorophyta; Trebouxiophyceae; Coccomyxaceae
Exons: 6
Coding region: 1-759 (252 amino acids)
Source: RefSeq, a predicted model, not a curated record